AUGGAAAUUGGGCCACCCAGGGCUGCCAUCCAAGCAGCAAGACUGAUGGACGUUUUCACGGCCCACGGGCCUAGCAGCCACCUGCUCUCCCGGUUCUGUUCUCAGCAUCGUCCACUUACUGCCGUGUUUAAGUUCAUCUCAAAGAAGGACCCAGAGGAUAUCAAAGAGGUGGUGGUCUGGAAGCGCUACAGUGACUUCCGCAAGCUGCAUGGAGACCUGGCCUAUACCCACCGCAACCUCUUCCGGCGCCUGGAGGAGUUCCCGGCGUUUCCCCGGGCCCAGGUGUUUGGUCGGUUCGAGGCCUCAGUGAUCGAGGAGCGGCGAAAGGGUGCAGAGGACUUGCUUCGCUUCACUGUGCACAUACCUGCACUCAACAACAGCCCGCAGCUCAAGGAGUUCUUCCGGGGUGGGGAGGUGACAAGGCCCUCCAAGGCGACCGGGGACACACACAUCCUGCCGCCCCCUCUGAUCCCCACCCCACCCCUCGACGAGCCCCGGCUACCCCAGCCACUCCCGGCAGAAAGGAGGGGCCUGGAGGAAUUGGAGGUGCCAGCAGACCCCCCACCGUCCAGCCCUGCCCAGGAAGCUUUAGAUCUUCUCUUUAACUGCGGAAGUGCCGAGGAGGCAUCGGGUUCCCCUGUCCGAGGCCCUCUCAGCGAGGCUGAGCUUGCACUCUUCGACCCCUUCUCUAAGGAAGAAGGCGCAGCCCCCAGCCCUCCCCACGUGGGUGAGCUGGCGGCAAUGGAGGUGGCGGCAGAAAGGCUGGACCGGGAACCCUGGGAGCCAGGAGGGCAGGAGGAGGAAGAGGACGAGGAGCGACGGCCCGCCCCUGCCUAUCUGAGCCAGGCCACAGCAGUCAUCACCCAGGCCCUGCGGGACGAGAAGGCGGGUGCCUACCCUGCUGCCCUCCAGGGCUACCGAGAUGGUGUGCACCUGCUUCUUGAGGGAGUGCCCGGUGACCCGUCACCUGCCCGCCGGGAGGGUGUGAAGAGGAAGGCCGCUGAGUAUCUGAAGCGGGCAGAGGAGAUCUUACGCCUGCAUCUGUCCUAGCUCCCACCCUGAGAGGGAGUGGACCCUUCCCUGGGACUUUUGCUCCAGCACUGCCAGCCACCCACGUCUCUUCCCUCCAGGGCUUAGCCCUACUUCCUGGUCUUGCAACCCCAGGGGCCAUUUCUCUCUGUCACUGGACCAAGAAAAAUAAUGAAGUCUCAGCUCUCUGACUACACCUGCCACCUUGGAAUCAGGGUCUCACACUUCUGAUCCUGCCUAUGUCUAUUUUGAUGUGUGAACAGCAGCUCUGGUUGCUAAACUAUCAGUCUACCCGUCUUUGUGUUCUUUUUU
Carlito syrichta (Philippine tarsier) is the source of this 1341-nucleotide messenger RNA. RefSeq names its product sorting nexin 15 (gene SNX15). The transcript has 8 exons. Bases 1 to 1050 code for a protein of 349 amino acids. Gene Ontology annotation, molecular function: phosphatidylinositol binding. The record is from RefSeq and is a predicted model, not a curated record. Lineage: Eukaryota; Metazoa; Chordata; Mammalia; Primates; Tarsiidae.